Messenger RNA from Menidia menidia (Atlantic silverside), 864 nucleotides. NCBI's taxonomy places the organism in Eukaryota, Metazoa, Chordata, Actinopteri, Atheriniformes, Atherinopsidae. The record is from the annotation of a GenBank genome assembly.
AUGCUCUCCACCAUCGGUAGAAAAGGCCCGACCUCCAUGUCUGUGAAAGAAGUCAGUCUGGUAAUAGUGUCCGGUCCUGAGGCGGUUACCAAGGGCAACCUGACCGACAUGGGCAACGGAAACAUUCUGGUGACCGUUAACGAGGUCCCCGAGGGGGAGUUCGUGGUGGUCAUGAGAGGAACGGACCAGGUGUCAGAAACCGAGUUUCAGAGGCAUGUGGAGCCAGGAAACCACAUCAAUAUCCCCUUCAGCGUGAUGACCCAGGGAACCGGGGGAUUAUAUUCAAUCAACAUCAGGAACGACAGAAACUUCCCAAUGACCUACCCAACGAUCAGUGUGGAGCCAGGAAACCACAUCAAUAUCCCCUUCAGCGUGAUGACCCAGGGAACCGGGGGAUCAUAUUCAAUCAACAUCAGGAACGACAGAAACUUCCCAAUGACCUACCCAGGGACGAUCACCUUGACAACGGGACAAUACUCCAACGCUACGGUGAUGAUAACUCCGCCCAGCAGCACAGAAUCAGGAACCGACGCGGAGGACUGCCCCGAGGACCUGUCCCGGUGUGGGUCCCACCGCUGGGGUCUGUCCACCAACAUCACCGACGGCAACGGCACACAGAUCCAAUCGGUUUCUCUGGACCGUGGAAACGGGACUUUGGAUCUUAGCCCCGUUCCGGCUCCCUUAGUCCAGGCCGCCUACAACGCGUCCUGCUGCUCCCAGGAGGUGGAGAUCAUCGCCGUGGACGCGGUGGGGAACGUGGGAAGGUGCUUCCACUCCAUAGCCCGGUCCGGAGGCCCCCCCGCCCUGAGCCUGGCCCCGCCCCUGUGGCUCUGCCUGCUGGCGGCCAUCUUUGUGAGGCCCUAG